AGGCCAUGAGUGGUAUGUGGAACUUACUCUGGUGCUCCAUCUAAAUCAGGCUGUGUUGAACCAUUAACAUAACUUUCCUGACAUGCAAGGAUCUGCCUUCCACUUCAUUCCAUAUUGUCAUGAAUAAAUUGGAAAGGGAAUGUUUUGACACCUGACAAAUUCCAUCCCCCCUCAUUUGGGGAUAGUGUGAGUGAAGGAAUGAUAAGACCAAUAUACUGGUCUGACUUUAUAAAUUAUUUAAUAAAAUGUAGAGUUAAAAAAUAAAGCAUGCGAUUCAUUCCUUUACAAUUGCCUUUUAAUAAAAGAGGUAUAUGAUAGGCUCUCUGGACCUAGGAGCAUAUAGAUACUCCUUGGGACCCCAAAAGAAGAAAGCCUAAAAUUAGGACUAUGGUCCUUGCUCAUAGAAUUGCCUGAGACACUAAUAGAAGGCUGGCGAACCAGGAUUCCCUUCAAGUCUCCAGGGCAGCAGGCCAGGUGACCAAUCAACUCUUAGGCCGAGGGGUCAUUGUUGGAGCCAUAAAUGUUGCUAUGACUACUGAAACCUCGUGACUGCACUAAACAGAAAGGAGAGCCUGCUCUGUCUCCUAAGACCAUAUCGAGUCUGUGGACAUGUCUAUGGAAAAGAUGGUAAAAGUAGAAGAGAGUUUUCAAAGGGCCGUGGGGCUGAAGAAGAUGGUGGACAGGUGGCAAAAUUCACAUACUCACUGUCUGUGGCAGAUGACAUUAAGCCAGAGGAGAAACCCAUAUGCCAUCCUAAGGAUGCAAAACACCAUGGUACAGGAGUUGGCACUGGCUAACAAGCAGCUACUGAUGGUCCGUCAAGCUGCCCUGCACCAGCUGUUUGAAAAGGAGCAUCGGCAGUACCAGCGGGAACUAAAUCAGAUGGGCAAGGCUUUUUAUGUGGAGCGACUCUGAUGGCAUUUGAAACAUUGCCCCUGCAUUCUCACCACACCUGCUAACCUAGCCUUUUGAGCUCCACCACCUUGAACAUCCUUCCCAGAACUCACCUGGAUCUAGUUAUCUGUCCAGGAUUUAAGAUAUCGCCCCAUUCUCAUCUCUUUCAUGCCCAUGUCAAUCCCCUAAUGCUCUUUGGGAAAUAAUCUAUAAAACAAUGGUAAAGACAAGAGUGACACCUUGUGGUCAGAAUGAGAUUUGCAGUUUUGAUGUAAGUGGGAGGAGGGGAGGUGGAGAAAUAGAUGGACAGUGUGAGCAGAGAAUUCUAAUUUGUUUAACAAAUAAAUCUAAUUUUUAAAUGUU
Phacochoerus africanus (Common warthog) is the source of this 1257-nucleotide messenger RNA. RefSeq names its product cilia and flagella associated protein 141 (gene CFAP141). The transcript has 4 exons. The record is from RefSeq and is a predicted model, not a curated record. NCBI's taxonomy places the organism in Eukaryota, Metazoa, Chordata, Mammalia, Artiodactyla, Suidae. The coding region runs from base 610 to 915 and encodes 101 amino acids.